Messenger RNA from Paramisgurnus dabryanus, 1860 nucleotides. The record is from RefSeq and is a predicted model, not a curated record. Lineage: Eukaryota; Metazoa; Chordata; Actinopteri; Cypriniformes; Cobitidae.
AUGAGAAGUGUCACAGUAAAGACAAGCACAGAAGAUAACAAACUUGGAUUUGGAAGAACAAAUAACACGACUGAAGGACUCUGUGACAUUGGCAGUGAAGGAAGCAAAACAUAUACAUGUAAAUCAAGUGAAUGGAAACUAACGCAGGACAACUGUGUACUCAAAGUGAUCAAAGAUCUUGAGAGCAAAGCUCAGGUCUUGGUUGUAGGUGACAUCCCAGAGUUCAUGGCAAACCUCAGUAUCGCUGCGGAGCAGAAUAAUGCUAAUAUAACACAGUCUGCUGCGACUGUCCAAUCAAUUGUUGACAUACUUUUCAAAAUUGCUGAUUUGUCAAAAAGCAUUACCAUCAAUAAACCUGUAAUGGAGAAUUUCCUAAAAACAGUAGACAUCAUUGUGUCAGAUAAUUCCAGCAAUACUUGGAAAAAUUUGAACAAUAGAACCACGACAGGAAACACCAGCAGCGUUAAACUUCUGCAAGCUAUUGAGAAUAUAAGUGAUCGACUGUCAGCUGUAAAUUUUACAUUAACUCAAUCCUCCAUUCAGUUGAAUAGAAUUCAAAUUCAGAACUCAUUCAAUGCAAUUUCCCAACUGCUCAACUCAACUACACAGAUUGUGAUACCAAACGUUCCUGAAUCAACCUAUAUAACUCUUAUUGUCUUCACAAAACUUGACAACGUUUUACCAACUCGUAAUACUUCUAAUAAGGACAGCAGGACAUCAGAAAACAGCAUCAACGGAGACGUGGUUGUUGUUAAGGUUGAUAAAACAAUUAGCAACAUUUCAUUUACUUUCGACAUUACAGAUACAACAUUAAAAAAUCCUCAGUGUGUCUUUUGGAACUUUUCUUUGGACCGAUGGGAUUCCAAUGGAUGUAAAGUCAAGCGCUCAUGGAAUGAAGCAAUUACAUGUGAAUGCGACCACACAACCUCUUUUUCAAUCCUGAUGUCACCGUUUGCAAUUGAUAACCCAGCCUUAGACUAUAUAACAUACAUUGGUGUAGCUAUUUCAAUAGCCAGCUUGAUUCUGUGUCUCAUUAUUGAGAUGAUCGUAUGGAAGUCAAUACAAAGAAAUGCCACAUCAAUACAAAGAAAUGACACAUUGUACAUGCGUCACGUCUCAAUAGUCAACAUCGCUGUGUCUUUGCUGAUCGCAAACAUCUGUUUUAUCUGUGGAGCUGCAAUUCCAGAACAUGAGCAGUCCAGUCGUUGCAGUCCAGUGGUUUUCUUCAUGCAUUUUUUUUACUUGGCUGUUUUUUUCUGGAUGUUCAUUUUAGCACUUUUGCUGCUUUACCGUAUUGUCAUAGUUUUGUCUCAAUUGUCAAGGGCUAAAAUGAUGGGCAUUGCGUUCACUGUUGGUUAUUGUGCACCUUUGCUCAUAGCGGUUAUUACUGUCGCAUCCACAGCUGGAGCUGGUAGAUAUAUUUGGAUGAGAGAUGCAUGUUGGCUGAACUGGUUUGAAUCGAAGGCACUGCUGGCAUUUGUGAUUCCAGUUCUGACUAUCAUUGCCUUUAACCUCCUGGUUUUGAUUGUGGUUGUGUAUACACUAUUAAGAAGAGGAGUUGGUUCUCAACCAGAAAUGAAACAAACUGUUGUGGUCAUUGCCCGAUGUGUGGCCAUUCUGACUCCUAUCUUUGGUCUAACAUGGGGAUUUGGCAUUGGAACCAUGUUGUCACCUAACUUUGGCAUUCAUGUGGUGUUUGCAAUACUCAAUUCACUGCAGGGGUUCUUUGUUUUGGUGUUUGGAACGCUUUUAGACAAAACGGUCCGUGAGUCACUAUCAGGAAAGCUGUCAUUAAAGAAUAACAGUUCGACUCGUACCAUGAGUUGCUCUCAGUUUGAUUCUGAACUACUCUUGAGCUAA